This is a messenger RNA of Racocetra persica, 1040 nucleotides long. The record is from the annotation of a GenBank genome assembly. Lineage: Eukaryota; Fungi; Glomeromycota; Glomeromycetes; Diversisporales; Gigasporaceae.
UCUUGGUCAUCUCAUUGGCCCCGACAAGUAUCACAGCUCACGGAAAUGAUGAAAGUAAACUUCCACCACCACCUUCCGUAGAUGCUACGGACCACUCGACCUUAGCCUCCGGCAACAUUGGUCUUGGAUUCGGGCUUUCUGCCCUUGCAGCAUUUGCUUCUGCCUUAGGUUCCUUCGUGCCAUUACUAGACUUUAUAUUUCCACGUAUUCCAUGGACUAAAGAUUUUCGAAUUACGCAAUCAAAAGGCUUUCUCGCUGGCUCGUUAUCAUUUGCUGCUGGAAUACUAUUAUUUCUCACGUUAGGCGAUCUUUACCCUGAAGCAAUAUCGUCAUUCCGGAAUUCAAAACUUUUCAAUCCGAAAUACGCUGACAUUGUGGCCGCUUCUAUAUUCAUUGUAACUAUUAUAAUAAUCAUGAUAGUAAAAUAUUUUUUUGGUCACAACCAUAAUCAUAGCCUGCAUAGUAAUCAUGUUGAAACCGAGGACAAAUCAAUUAAUAACCUUGAAAAAAAGGUUGACCUCGAAAAAACCGGUAGUAUAGAUAAAAAUUCGCCAACUGUGGUAAAAUCCGAUGAUGCUUUAAGACUCAGAAAUUUGGGCAUUCAAAUUGCUGUUGCCUUGGCUCUUCACAAUUUUCCGGAAGGAUUAUCCACUUUUGCGGCCGCAAUUGCGAAUGCUAAAAUCGGAGUUAUAUAUGCAAUCGCACUUUCCUUACAUAAAAUCCCGGAAGGUCUUAUCAUUUCUUUACCAAUAUAUUAUGCCACCGGUUCUCGAUUAAAAGCUUUCUUGAUCGCUGCUUCCGUUGGCUUUACUUCACAGAUGUUGGGUGCUGUUUUGGGUUAUGUAAUCUUUGUCACUGUAUGGAACGAAGCCGUCUCCGGUUUUCUUUUUUCUAUAGUCACUGGUACUCUACUUUACGUAAUCUUACACGGCAUGUUACCAUUGGCACGUAGUUAUGAUCCCCAAGAUAAAUAUUGUACUUAUUAUGUAUGUGGUGGUUUGUCCUUCUUUGCGUUUGUCGCGUCUCUAUUUAACCUUUAA